Messenger RNA from Saccostrea cuccullata (small rock oyster), 1476 nucleotides. Its product is annotated as cornifelin homolog. Lineage: Eukaryota; Metazoa; Mollusca; Bivalvia; Ostreida; Ostreidae. The record is from RefSeq and is a predicted model, not a curated record. The coding region runs from base 59 to 616 and encodes 185 amino acids. The transcript has 5 exons.
CCUUCCUGCAUAAAAUCAUAUUUGAUGCAUUGGUUUACCUUAGUUACCUGUAAGCAAUAUGGCGGACGGACAAUCAGUAGGAAAAACGGAGUCUAAACCUCCCAUUGGUUCCCCACAUCAAAACCAAGUCCAUCCCUACGAUGGUCAAGAUCCUCCACCCGGUUACAGUGGCCCUCAGUUUUCAGGGGGACAACCCGGACCCAUAACGAGUCAGCCAGGGGCUGGGCAGUCAUUUGGUUACCAUUCCACAAGCAACACUACAGUAGUGGUGACACAACAACAGCAAGUACCAACUCGACCUCCAAAACGAGGCUGGAGCACUGGAAUAUGUGGUUGUUUUGAAGAUUUCGGAUCCUGUUGUGCUGUGAUUUUAUGUCCAUCGUGUUAUGUAUGUUACCUGUCCAACAAACUUGGCGAGUCAUGCUGUCUGCCUUUUGCCAUCGCAGGACAUGGGGCACUUAUUCCUCUGCGCACCAAGAUCCGUGCAGAGAACAACAUUCAUGGCAGUAUCUGCGAGGACUGCUGUAUGGUCUUAUGGUGUUCACAGUGUGUCAUGUGUCAACUGUCUCGUGAAUACGAUAACAUCCAGCUGAACCAAGAACUAACCAUUCGUUAAAACAUGUAUAAUUUUGUAGAACAUGGGAUUUAAAAUGGAAUACCAAAGUUUGUCUCAAAGUUAUAAACUAACCAUAUCUGAUUGUUAGCUGCUUUGUCAUGUGCGUCAUUUGCGAUUGUAUGUUCAGUUUUUUUUCUUAGAAAUUAAUAUUUUAUUCAGAGCAAACAUGUAUCCUUUAGGAUAUACGCAAGGUACCUUACCUACUGAAAAUUUAUCAAGAUAUUCUUAAAUUAAGAUUAUAGUGCCAUCAGAUGUUCAUAGACAAAAUAUCAGCUUGCAUUACCAGGGGUUUUUGGAAGAUAUCAAAUUAUGAAAAUUUUUGCAUUAUUCAAAGAAAUAUAUACAAAAAUUACGAAACAUAUUCCAGAUUUUUUUUUCCAUUUUUCCAUCAACAAAAAAUGUUUUAGAACAGGUCUACAAAUCUAUAUAUAGACAUUAAAAGUAUUGCACACAGGUCCUUCCUUUAGUGGAACUCUUCAACUCCAGGGAAGAGCCCAAUUAAGUUCAAACUACGUUGCGUAUGACCUUAAUGAGGUGCCAAAACUAUUGUGGAAUGUCGAUUUGACUAUGAACGGACUCCAGCGAUUCAAAACGAUAUUUUUAGAUUGAUAAAUAUAUUAUCCAAUUUUACUUCCUUUUUAUGCAAAAAAUUUCAUAACGAUAAAAUUAUACAUGUAUUUCUACUGCGUUUGCACCUGUUUCAGAAAAGCAUGUGUGUUUGCAUUUAGAGGAUGUGGUUUUUCCCAUCAGAUUCUGUUUGUACGGUUUAAUAUUAUUUUACGUGCAUUUGCUUCUUUAAUUUUAUAGAAUAUAAUUAUGUAUAUAUUUCAUAAUUUUUUUUACAUGUAUAUUAGCAAUUA